AUGUGGGCGUCGCUGGACCCGUUGUGGGAGAUGCCGGCCGAGAAGCGUAUCUUCGGGGCCGUGCUGCUGUUCUCUUGGACCGUGUACUUCUGGGAGACCUUCCUGGCGCUGCGGCAGAGACGGAUAUAUAAAACAACAACUCAUGUACCAAUGGAGUUAGGACAGAUCAUAGAUUCAGAAACGUUUGAGAAAUCUCGACUGUAUCAGCUGGAUAAAAGUACCUUCAGCUUUUGGUCAGGACUCUAUUCAGAGAUCGAAGGCACUCUUAUUCUUCUCUUUGGAGGAAUCCCUUAUCUCUGGAGACUUUCCGGACGGUUCUGUGGCUAUGCUGGCUUUGGACCAGAAUAUGAGAUCACUCAGUCUUUGGUGUUUCUGCUGAUGGCUACACUUUUCAGCGCAUUGACUGGUUUGCCCUGGAGUCUUUAUAAUACUUUUGUGAUAGAAGAAAAACAUGGUUUCAAUCAACAGACUUUGGGGUUCUUCAUGAAAGAUGCAAUCAAAAAAUUUGUUGUGACUCAGUGCAUUUUAUUGCCUGUGUCUUCACUUCUACUUUACAUUAUUAAAAUUGGGGGUGACUAUUUUUUUAUUUACGCCUGGCUGUUCACAUUAGUUGUUUCACUGGUGCUUGUCACAAUCUAUGCUGAUUACAUUGCCCCUUUAUUUGACAAAUUCACACCUCUACCUGAGGGAAAGCUUAAACAAGAAAUUGAAAUAAUGGCAAAGAGUAUUGAUUUUCCUUUGACUAAGGUGUAUGUUGUUGAAGAAUAA
This is a messenger RNA of Pipistrellus nathusii (Nathusius's pipistrelle), 768 nucleotides long. The record is from the annotation of a GenBank genome assembly. NCBI's taxonomy places the organism in Eukaryota, Metazoa, Chordata, Mammalia, Chiroptera, Vespertilionidae.